GUCUGCGGCUACAUAUAAUCAUCGGAUUCGCCCGCAAGCCAUGGUACGGCUGCACAUGUGCACGCUAGACGCUACCGGCCGGCUAAAGUCAUUCCCGAUGACCUUUGCUGAAUCCCCUCCCUCCUGCAACGGAUUGAUCACAAGUAGUAAAGCUAUAUACGCAAACACACGCAUACAGAAUCAUCACAUAAGAUCACCACACAGCCAGUGAUCAUAAUUGCAAGACCACACAGUUUCCAGACUGAAAGAAGGAAUUCACCUACAUACAGCUUAAGUUCGUGAGAUCUGCAGGGGCAUCGUCCAUCGUCAGAUAUAGAUAUGGCGCCAGCUCCAGCUAUCGCGGUGGCGUUGCUCGCUCUCGCCUGCUGUUGGUUGGCAGUAACCGCCGCGGACACAGCACCGAUCAAGUGGCAGAGGGCCAACGCGACGUUCUACGGCGGCGCUGACGCUUCGGGCACCAUGGGCGGAGCGUGCGGGUACGACAACCUCUACACGGCGGGGUACGGAACACGGACGGCGGCGCUGAGCACGGUGCUGUUCGACGACGGCGCCUCGUGUGGGCAGUGCUACAAGAUCGCGUGCGACCGCAAGCGGGCGGACCCAGCCUUCUGCAAACCCGGAGUCACGGUGACGAUCACAGCCACAAACCUAUGCCCACCUAACGACGCGCUCCCUAACGAUAACGGCGGAUGGUGCAACCUGCCGAGGCCGCACUUUGACAUGGCGCAGCCGGCCUGGGAGAAGAUUGGCGUCUAUAAGGGUGGCAUCAUCCCCGUCAUGUACCAGAGGGUUCCAUGUGUGAGGAAGGGCGGGGUGCGGUUCAGGAUGGUUGGUCACGAUUACUUCAACGUAGUCAUUGUGAUGAACGUCGCGGGCGCUGGUUCCAUCAAGUCCAUGGAUAUCAAAAGCUCCGAUUCAAACGACUGGUUGUCCAUGUCUCGUAACUGGGGCGCAAACUGGCAGUCUGGAAGCUACCUUACUGGGAAAAUGCUCUCGUUCAGAAUUACUAUCACGGAUGGGCAGACGAUCGAGUUCAACAAUGUUGUGACGGGCGGAUGGAAGUUUGGACAGACAUUCGCGAGCAAAUUGCAGUUCAAGUGAUCACUCUCAGUAGAUUAAUUUAGGAUGCGAUUGUUUCUGAGACACCAUCUGAAAUGAUUGGAAUUAUUUUAUUGGUGUGUGGUGCUUACUAAAAUUUAUUAAUUAAGCCCACCUGUGUAUAUAAAUGUAUAUGUUGGUUGGUUAGGGCAACAUCACACAUUUGGUGUGCCUGUUUAACCCGCUGUAAAUUUGUGUAUUAUUGACUUGUAUGAUGUAUAUAAAAUGAGACC
This is a messenger RNA of Lolium perenne, 1331 nucleotides long. RefSeq names its product expansin-A24. The record is from RefSeq and is a predicted model, not a curated record. Gene Ontology annotation, cellular component: extracellular region. Gene Ontology annotation, biological process: plant-type cell wall organization. NCBI's taxonomy places the organism in Eukaryota, Viridiplantae, Streptophyta, Magnoliopsida, Poales, Poaceae.